AUCCACCUCCAACCAGGCCGAACCCACCAAAUCCACCAAGGCAGGAACCAAGCCAUAGGCCGCCUACUGCCAACCCAACUGACGCGCAAUGGAAAGCGCAUGCUGGCAUAGCACAGAGGCGAUGGCUCCAUUCAGUACGUGCCGGAGACAGAGGAGAUACAAACCUGCUGGGAAAGAUCUGUUUGAAGGGAAAUUCCACCACUUUUCACUUUUCAAGAUAAGAAAAGGGAACAGGACACUAUUGUGAAAGCCAUCCUGAAUGGUGAUGUGACUACAGUACGAGCUAUGGCUAAAAACACUGGGAAUAACAUACUGUGGCCUGACAAGUAUGGAUGGAUCCCGCUGCACGAGGCUGCAUAUUAUGGUCAAGACCAGUGUGUCAGGGUUCUUCUUGGGGCUCAACCUAGUAUGAUUAACAAGUGUGACCUGAAAGGCCAGACUGCUCUCAUCUUGGCAGUGUACAGGGAAAAGGUGGCCUGUGUAGAGACGCUUCUGGAGAAAGGGGCUGAUCCAGACCUCGCCAACAAGGACAGAGAGACCCCACUCUACAAAGCUUGUGAAAGUGGUAAUGCUGAGAUUGUGGUCAUGCUUCUGAAUCACGGUGCUGUGGUGAACAAACACUGCAUUCAGGGCUGUACAGCUCUCCAGGAGGCUGUGAGCCGCAACAACGUGGAGAUCUGUGAGAUCUUGGUCCAGGCCGGGGCUAAACUCAGCCCGACCAACAUGUAUGGUAUCGCGCCCCUGUUUACUGCAGCCCAGAGUGGACACGUGGAAACACUUCGAUUUCUCAUUAAACACGGUGCUGAUAUCAACAGUGAGGCAAGUGAUGGGGCCACAGCUCUGUAUGAAGCGGCUAAGAAUGGCCAUGAGGACAUUGUGGAGCUUCUUCUUUCUCAGGAUGCUGACGCCAACAAAGCAGGCAAUAGAGGACUUCUGCCACUACAUAUCGCUGCCCAACGAGGAACUGAUGGUAUCGUGUCAUUGCUGAUCAAAGUCACCAGCAAGUACAGAGUGAAUCGCAGUGGAAUCAGUCCCCUCCACCUGGCUGCCGAGUGCAACAGGGAUGAAGUUGUGGAGGUCUUGAUUGAGGCCGGCUACGACGUCAACGCCAUGCUUUCAGAGGACCGCUCCAUGAUGUACGAGGACCAUCGUAGUACGACUCUCUAUUUCGCCGUCUCCAACGGCAACGUGGAUGCAACCACCAUGCUUCUAGAAGCCGGCGCCAUCCCAAACCUGGACACCGUCAACCCACUACUGGUAGCCGUGAGGCAGGGAAGUAUCGAAUUGGUCACUUUGCUGGUGGAGCACGGGGCCAAUGUCAACGCCUACGUCCCCACUCACCCCACCUCAUUCCCGGCCACCGUCAUGUUCGGUAUGAAGUACCUGUCCAUGCUGAAGUAUCUGAUGGACAAUGGCUGCGACGCCCUCUCCUGUUUUAGUUGCACUUACGGCAGUGGUCCACACCCACCCCUUCAGGAGACCUCUGAGAGGGAUGACUUGCGCUACAAUACCAAUACACGCAGAAAUACCGGGGAACCUGUUCAGUUCUGUGAGAUCAUCUCUGCUCGCUGGGCAGGACCAAUCAUAGAUGUGCUCCUGGAUUACGUUGGCCAUGUGAAACUCUGCUCCAGACUUACUGAGCACCUAGAUAGCUUGGAGGACUGGGAAGUCAUCAAGGAGAAAGCAACGCCAUCACGUCCACUGAUGCAGCUGUGCAGGCUGAAGAUUCGCCUGCAGGUUGGAAUCCACAGACUGAGGUGCAUCAAAAAACUGCCCCUCCCACCACGACUAAUCAAGUACCUCAACCACGAAGAGCACAACCAAGAAGAGUUUUGUGAAUAAUAGUCUGUGACAUCAUAGUCAAAGUACGAGAUGACAAGGGACUACAGCACAAAAUCGCUUGACAUAAUCAAUGUUUUUGGUGUGAAUCUUUUUACUCAUAUUUAAGCAGUAAAUUAGAGCAGUGGUUACCAACAUGUGGUCCGUGGACCACUGGUGGUCCUCCAUUUAAUUUAUUUUAUUAUUAUUAUUAUUUUAUAUUUUUCUUCCAAACAUAAUACCAUAUGGGAGUAUAUAUGGUAUUAUAAGCAAUUGUACAUUACUUUUUACAAUGCAAAUUGUGUUGCCCUUUACACUCGUACCCGUAUACCGGUUGAAAAUGACAGAUUUGGAUACUGAUAAACGCCUAAAUUGGAACUGAGUGGCUGUACAGUAACAUGCUAAACAUGACAUUUAAUUACUUUACUUAUAAUGGUUUGGGACACCUGGGACCAUCACAUGACAAAAACCUCCAGGGGACCAUGACACAACGUCCCAAGAACAUCCUAAAAACGUCCUUGGGGACCACAGGAGGCUGCUGAGGGGAGAACUGCUCAUAAUAUUGACUGGAAUGGAGCAAAUGGAAUGGCAUCAAACA
Molecule: messenger RNA, 2416 nt
Organism: Coregonus clupeaformis (lake whitefish)
Lineage: Eukaryota; Metazoa; Chordata; Actinopteri; Salmoniformes; Salmonidae
Product: ankyrin repeat and SOCS box protein 2-like
Exons: 10
Coding region: 286-1842 (518 amino acids)
Biological process (GO): intracellular signal transduction
Molecular function (GO): protein binding
Source: RefSeq, a predicted model, not a curated record